AUGAUGACUUCAAAUACUGAAACACUUUCACGAGGACUCUUGAUCUUGGUCGAAGGCAUUGACAGAUCAGGGAAAUCUACUCAGGCACAGAUUCUAGCAGAAUCACUUCCCUCUCUUCUUUCCGCUCACACUACUGAGAAUUUUAAAGCCUCUGUGGCCCGCUUCCCAGACCGCACUACGGCCAUUGGCAGUGUUAUUAAUACCUAUUUAGCUUCGCCUACAGCAUCUGGAAACAGCAUUGCUGGAUUGCGUGCAGCCCAUAAUCUUUUUUCAGCAAACCGAUGGGAAGCCGAACCUUCAUUGCGUUCGCGAAUAGCAGCAGGGGAGCAUUUGGUUCUAGAUCGGUACGUGUACUCAGGGAUUGCAUACAGUUACGCAGCGUCUAGAGUAUACUCGCAAGAGAAUGAAUCAAAAGAUAUCGAGCCAUGGCUAUGGGCACCAGAUUCUGGACUUCCUGUCCCUGAUAUGGUGAUUUUUUUGACUUUGGAUCCAGAAGAGGCUUCACGGCGCGGAGGGUAUGGCGAGGAACGGUACGAGAAGCGAGAAAUUCAGGCACGCGUUCGUGAAACUUAUUCUUCAGUGAUUAAACCAAGUCAUGAAUCUAAUUAUGAUAAAACUGUAUCGCCAUGGAUAGAAAUUGAUGUAAGUGGGUUGAACGUGAAACAAGUACAAGAGCGGAUUGCCAAUGAAGUCGUGGCAGCGGUGGAACAUCGGCUUGUGGCAGGUACAAUCACAUCAAAACUCCCUGUGUUUGAUAAAAUCAUUGUGUAA
Molecule: messenger RNA, 771 nt
Organism: Magnusiomyces paraingens
Lineage: Eukaryota; Fungi; Ascomycota; Dipodascomycetes; Dipodascales; Dipodascaceae
Exons: 1
Coding region: 1-771 (256 amino acids)
Biological process (GO): dTTP biosynthetic process; dUDP biosynthetic process; dTDP biosynthetic process
Cellular component (GO): mitochondrion; cytosol; cytoplasm
Molecular function (GO): dTMP kinase activity; ATP binding
Source: RefSeq, a predicted model, not a curated record